AUGGAUAUAUCUUCCUUCGUUAGACUUACUUCCAGUAGUGUAACCCAUUCUUACGAGUCUCAUAGUCAGAUCGAGGAGUUCCAAUCAUUCGAGCCUAACUAUUUCUUCAACCUGGCAGACUUUUUGUGUGCUUUUACUUCAGCGUUUUAUCUACGUUUCCGAGACAAGGAUAAAAUGAAGGGUGUGAGUCUCUGCAUUUGCACAUUUCUAAUGUGUUUCGGUGGCUCGACGAUGACGAAUUUUGUUCAUGGUUUAAUGAUGGGUUAUUUACGACGCUCUACUAGUUUUGUUUCAUUUUUGAUCGGACUAGGUUCUGUACUUCUUCUUCCCCAGUCUGCGAUUGAUUCUCUUUUCCCUACCUUUUUGUAUCAGUGCUUUAACUUUGUUGUUGACUGCCUGCUUCGAAUCCACUGUGUCACCUCGUGGGGUGUGCAUACGGCGAUCUCUGCUGGAGGAAGCGUGGUCUCAGCCACGUUCGCUUCCAUGGCGACGGGCUGUGGCGGAGGAAUGCUGGCGACGCUUCUUCUCGAUGAUUCGUCGAGUGUGUGGAUGGAUAAGCUAACACGUGUGUUAGUAAAAUACAAAAGAGAACUGGAGCAUUUGUUGACGUUGUCUCUGCUCUAUCAAGCGCUUAUCGGGUUUCUUCCUUUGUCGUUUGUUUCGCCGAUGGAUUUUAUAAGCGCUAAAAGCGUGUGCUUUGUUGUCUUCUUGUGUCUUCAUUUCAUGGAUCGAGUGAUUGGGAUUGUAAUCGUUUGGGCGUGCAUUAUUGAUAGCGUUUGUUUUUGCCUAUUCCGAUGA
Molecule: messenger RNA, 798 nt
Organism: Blastocystis hominis
Lineage: Eukaryota; Bigyra; Opalinata; Blastocystidae
Exons: 6
Coding region: 1-798 (265 amino acids)
Source: RefSeq, a predicted model, not a curated record